GAGUCAACACGGCGGAGCUCUGCAGUUAUAUGAAAGGCGCCCCAGCUACAUUCUGAAUAACAAUUGAUUCUUCUUGUUAUCAAUUGGCUUCCAGAACGCGCCGCUGUAGCACAAUAAGCCUACCCCUCCAUCUACCCCGCAGACCUCCUACCUACUUUAGGUGAGAUUAGGAAGGAUUCAGCAGUACUACACCAUGGCUUCUGUAGUAUCCACAGCAAACGAUGAGGACCCCAAGGUUUCGAUCACGCCACUUCUCAAGCGACUCUGGCACGAAACGGCAUCUACAAAACCCACUGCAGACGAGAUUGCUUCUGCUCUUUCCCUGAUUUUCACCAACAGCCUCUCGGAAGUCCAAAUCGGAGCUCUGCUGACAUGUCUCCAUUUCACGGACGAAGACAGACAGGCUGAAGUGCUUGCCAAGUGCUCCAAGGCGAUGAGAGAUUUCUCGACCAAGAUUGAUUUCGAGUCGCUCAAUCAAGUCCUUGAGAAACGUGGACGGAAGGAGGGCAAUUACAAUGGAGGGCUGGUUGACAUUGUCGGCACAGGAGGUGAUUCGCACAACACCUUCAACAUUUCUACAACAUCGUCUAUCCUGGCCAGUUCACUGCUCAUGGUGGCAAAGCAUGGUAACAAGGCAUCGACAUCGCGCUCAGGGUCAGCAGACCUACUUGCUUGUGCACCACCGAAGGCUCCAAUCAUCACCGCAGUUGCACCCAGGACCAUCAACGAGAUCUACGCCGAGACCAACUACGCUUUCCUGUAUGCGCCAAUCUUCCACCCCGGUGCCAGACACGCUGCCUCUAUCCGCAGACAGCUCGGCUGGCGCACAAUUUUCAACCUCCUCGGACCCCUUGCGAACCCCCUGCACGAGCAGAUCGAAGCUCGAGUGCUCGGUGUAGCCCGUAAAGAGAUCGCCCCUGAUUUUGCUGAGGCACUCCGUCAAUCAGGCGCAAGGAAGGCGCUGGUCAUGUGCGGUGAUGAGGAGCUAGACGAGCUCUCCUGCGCAGGGCCAACGCACUGCUGGCGCCUACAAGAAAACUCCUCUGGGCAAGUAGACAUCAACUUCUUCAAGCUCUCGCCCGAGGAUUUUGGUCUGCCAACGCAUCCUCUGAGUGAUGUGUCCCCCGGCCAGUCACCAGAGAAGAACGCCGAGAUCCUGAUGAGGAUUCUGAAUGGCGAGGUCGCACCCGACGAUCCGAUCCUGCACUUCGUCUACAUCAACACUGCUGCUCUGUUCGUCAUCAGUGGAAUUUGCGACGCGGAUACGAGCAACAUGGGCGAGGGUGAUGACGGAAAUGUCAUCAAGGAGGUUGGCCCUGGCGGCGGCCGCUGGAAGGAAGGCGUCAGGAGAGCGAAGUGGGCGGUCUCGAGUGGCGAGGCUUACAAGCAGUGGCAGAGCUUCGUUGAGGUCACCAACAGGGUGGCUUAGAGGGUCGAAUUUAGACAUAUGUGGGAGUGCCUGUAGGGAAUAGAGGUGUUCAUGGUAUGACGGAAGUCAUCUAACAUUACCGAAAAGAAAAGAAAUUUCAAACUCGUAACAUUUGUCUCCC
Boeremia exigua is the source of this 1550-nucleotide messenger RNA. RefSeq names its product glycosyl transferase. The transcript is spliced from 2 exons. The record is from RefSeq and is a predicted model, not a curated record. Gene Ontology annotation, molecular function: anthranilate phosphoribosyltransferase activity. Gene Ontology annotation, biological process: L-tryptophan biosynthetic process. Lineage: Eukaryota; Fungi; Ascomycota; Dothideomycetes; Pleosporales; Didymellaceae. Bases 194 to 1429 code for a protein of 411 amino acids. Gene Ontology annotation, cellular component: cytosol.